Messenger RNA from Notechis scutatus (mainland tiger snake), 2548 nucleotides. NCBI's taxonomy places the organism in Eukaryota, Metazoa, Chordata, Lepidosauria, Squamata, Elapidae. The record is from RefSeq and is a predicted model, not a curated record.
UUGAUGAUGUUUCGUUUGCAGGAUGCAGACGGUGGAAGUGAACGUAAAAACGGUUUGCAAGGAUGGACGUCCGGAGCAUAAAGCGGAAGUGCCUUUGGCUCUGUGGCUGAAGAGCCACCAAAACACGCUGUGGAAAAUGGGCCACGGGUUUUCCUUCGUGCAACUCUUGGUAUCUGGUAAAUAUUCAUUUGCUGCCUUCUCCGGAAUGCACAACGGUACGACCCUUCCAGACAACAAGGAGGGCCUGAUUCAAAAGGCCCGCAACAAUUCCUUCGUGGCUUCCUACACUGAAAUCCCUUCGGCCAAAACCAUCAGCCUGGAAUACAAGAGGAUUUGUGGCUCAACCGUCAUCACCACCACUCCACCACCCCAGGCGGCAGAAAACCUGACCGUGAAAGUCCACCAACUCAUUAACCUUUGCAAGCCGUGGAAGUGUUUGGAUAGCAGCAUCGAAAUUGCUCUUCUCAAGAUCUAUCUGGCGGCUUUACCGACACGGGUCGAUGCCAUCACCUUGAAAGAUCCCAGCUGCAGGGCCAGGGACAACACAACUCACUUUGUCCUCAACAGCAUCCUGGAUAAAUGUUCCACCCAACUCGAAGGGGGGGUCCACGUGAAAAACCAGCUCAUCCUAACGCUGCCUGUGUUUCCGGGGAAAGUCACGGUACCCUUUGAAUGUGAUCUACCAGAGAAAGUGUCUCUCCAGCUCUACACCGCGGAAGAUUUUGCCUCGCCGAGCAAUCCGGUGAUACAAGCUCACCAAGUUACCUAUGUGGAGGUCUCGCUCCGAACGGCCAUGAAGCAAUUUUCCCUAGAAAUGGGGGAUUGUUUCCUAAAACCCCAAGACAACACGCCUCAGCUGCUCUUCCACCAAGGGGUUUCUCUGAGCUACUCGGUGGUGACCCUGAAAUCCCCCAGCCCGAAGACCCAACGCUUCAGCUUCACCUACAAGCCAGAAGAAGAGCUGUGGUCCAUCGAUUCGGCCACCCUCGUUUGCGUGGUCCACCUGAACACCUCGAACGGCAAACUCCGAAGCUACGAAGGCUCUUUAGAAGUGAUGCUGAAAAAUUAUAACCCUGGAUCCCACAAUGAAGGAUUGAGGAUUAGCACUGUGCUGGGAAUUGCCUUUGGAGCAUUUUUGAUCGGAGUCCUGCUCACCGGGGCCUUGUGGUACAUCUAUUCUCACACUCGUCCCAUCACCAAAACCCAACCAGCCUCGGCGAACCCGCCUGCAUCGGAGAGCAGCAGCACCAACCACAGUUUGGGCAGCACUCAAAGCACCCCUUGUUCCACCAGCAGCAUGGCAUAGCCCCCUAAAAAACAGGGGAACCACAAGGACUUCCCACAGAGGGAAAGCAUCUGGACUGCAGAGCGGUUGGGUUCCAAGGCUAGUGAAGAAUGUUCACCUCCAAGCCAGCGGGGACUUCCUUCUUCUUCUUCCGACAUCGAAACGUUGGGCGUUUCCAGCCAGCAACUUCUUGGAAACUAUCGGGAUGGGUUGAGGGGCACAGGGGUCCCAGCCCCUUAAUCUGAGACUAGCCAUUGGAUCCCCCAUAAAUGUGACCAAUUGUUGCCAAGGUCUUCAAGGUUGGACGGUUGGAUUAGACUCUUCUUGUGUUAGGCAUCAGGUAGUAAGUGGGAGACUCUAUGGACUUUUGCUAAUUUCUUAACCACAGCAGCACCUAAUCUCACUCCCAAAAGAAACCAGGGUGAACUAGGUUUGUGGGAGGUUUGCUUGGUCUCCUGGCUAAAACCCCGGAGGACAAAAGUAUUGUCUGAAUCGGGAAUCCCCGUAAGAUUGAGAAGUUACCUUCUCGUGUGUCUUGUCCUCCAGCUAUGACAGAUCCAACUUUGCUGGUGGGGUGACGGCCAGGACUCCUGGGCCACCAGCUAUGGAGGUUCUUCCACGGGUCAUCAAACCUAGGUAACGCCAGGAAAUACGUUCCCCUUUCUGUUGGAGUUGGGAGUUGGCCUUCCAGUGGCAUAGCUCCCGAUUGCCCCCGGACUCCGAGUCCCAUCAACUUUCAAGAGUGAACAUGCUGGGAAUCAUGGGAAUGAGUGCCCACCUGAAAAAUAUCCACUUCUUCUUAGGAGAACAUCAAAGUCCCGCCCCACCCUUAAAAAUUGGCAUCACAGCAACCUUUCAAGAUAGAAGAAGCAAGAGUCGAGCAAGGGGUUAGACUAGAAGGCCUCCGAGGUGCCUUCCAACUCCGUUAUAAGUCAGAGUUCAUUCAGGAGGGAGUCUCCCACAUUUCCUGUGUGUUUUGCAGCCCCCCCAAGAUAACGGCAAAUCAUAUCCCUGCAUUUUGGGCCCUUCUGCACCCUGCUUGGUUGGGUUCACGCACCAAUGGGCCACCCGAGAAUUAAUCCGAAUUAUACUCACUUCAGCCAGUUUGUAGGGGAAGAGCAAAUAGGUUUUAGCAUUCCUCCUCGUUGUAAAAGGACUUGGGGGCCACCUCUGUUCUGAAAGACAUAUAAUUGUACGUAUAUAAAUAACUUUACAUAGAAUAUAUUUUGUAAACCGUAUACAGGGAAAUAAUACUGUGCCUAC